Messenger RNA from Mya arenaria, 2050 nucleotides. RefSeq lists its product as uncharacterized. The record is from RefSeq and is a predicted model, not a curated record. The transcript is spliced from 7 exons. Lineage: Eukaryota; Metazoa; Mollusca; Bivalvia; Myida; Myidae. Bases 20 to 760 code for a protein of 246 amino acids.
UUAAAGAUGUGACGUCAUAAUGUAUUUGAACAGGAUCAUCCCUACAGAGCCACACGAAGCUCCGACCGACUUCCGGUUGAGGAAAACCGUAUUUCUGGGAUACACCGAUGUGAACGCGGGAGGCAUCCGUGCCUUGCUGGGCAUAGACAUGAAGAAAGAAUACAUGGACAUCAACGUACCGGCACUAGCAGGUGCCCGUCUUGCAUGUGUGCGCACCGGUGACCUUGACCCACGAGAACGAGAAUUCGCUCCCGUGCAGGUCUGGAAUCUCAAAUACGAACAGUUUUCAGUAAUUCUUGUCAACACCGCCUUGAAGCCCACCAAAUGUCACCACGUGUGCAGCGCGAUUGUGGACCUGUGCUCUAGAAGUUGCGUGAAGAAGUUGGUGGUGCUGAGUGCCUUGCGAGUGGAUAUUUUCGAUGAGACUCCACAGCCAAUAUACGAGAAUGCAAUAAACGAUCUGCCUUUUACUAAAUUGCCGUCUAUACCCAGCGAUGCGCUGAUGAAUGACGCAUUCUUGAGCACAUUAAUUCAGAUGGUGAGAGUGGAUUUUGUUCCCUCGUGCUUUCUCGUGAUUCCUGCCCACCGCGCGUGCAUUGGUGCGGCACGUGACGAUGACGGAAGUAAAGAGGUUAUCCGAACAUUCCAGAAUAUUGUUAACGCAGCCUACGGAAUCAGUUUUGAUGAAGGGUUCAGUUUUGAUCUGGUAUACCAAGGUGAACAAACUGCUGAUACCACAUUGUCUAUGAUAUAUUCCUGAUGACUGUUUCAAUACCAAUUUCAAGCCGUGGUGACUUCAGUAACGACAGUGUGUUUGCUGAGAUAUAAAGUAAUAGGUGUUUACACUCAACAGUUUAUCUACGGUGGGGAAAAAGAGGAAUUCUCCACGUUUUUAAAAAGAAGUGUGAGAAAAACGCCUUACACACUGGCGGGUCUAGGGAGAGGGCGCACCAAGCGAGCGCCCCCUUAAACCGCUCAUGUUUACUUUUUAUUUCAAAAUAGGUGAAAACUCAUUGAAUAAGCCCUACUUACACCAUUUCGAAGAAGAAAUUGUUAAAAUAUUCUCGGAGGAGAACACCCAAACCCUCUGCCAACAUUUUUAAACCAAAUAAAUUUCGGUUUUGAGAGAGGGGCGCAAGUCAAAAGCUUACAGCUCUAAGAUGCUCCCCCUCUAACUUUAAAUCAUCCUGGAUUCGCCUCUGUUACCUAACUGAUCCGGGUCUACACAAGGAAAUUAUUCGUCAAUAAUAAGAUGGGAACAUAUAAACUAGCAAGGGAUAGUCAACACUCAGCGAGGCACGGAGCGUAACAUGACAAAGGACACCUAUUUCAUAUAUCAAAUAUCGCUUCCAAUAAAUAGUCGAGGAACCUUGAAGUGAAAACAUUCUCAUUUGGGGAUCGCACCGGUUGGCGAGUACUCAAUCUGACAAUUUCGAGACUUUCUGUUUUAUGUACUAUGAAUAGACCUAUUCUAAAGACACAACAACAACCUUGACCUUGAAUUCAUGACAGCUCCUCAAAGGCAAUUUCACAUCAUUUUAUUUUCAAUUCAAAUUUAUAAUAUACAUAAACACAGCGUUAAAAAUCCCUUUUUAAAAAAUUACAGAAUCAUGUUCCAGGUUGUGUCAUUCUUUAUUUAAUAUAUUAUAGCCAAGUAGGUUCCACACGAGGCUGCUGCGUAUUGUAAAAAUAUAGUUAAGAUUUAAAGUGGAGGAAGGGUCGUACUUAACGAUCCCAUUAUUCGACUUAAUACAUUGAAGCGACAUACCAUAAAAGCACCUUCUUUUAAAUUAGAUGUUUUUGAAGAAGAAUGUCAGUCAACGUCUAUAGUAUUAAAGGUCACGUUCUUUAUAGAUUGCAAGGUCGAGUUUGUUUCAUUAGUUAUACUCCAUUAUGUGCGUAUUUAAAUCUGUAUAUAAUUCUUCGCACGAGGCACGUUUGAAUGCACGGCUAUAAUUCACAAGUACGAGGAUAGUUCAAACGCAGGUAUGUGUCCAUUGAUGUUGCUAUAUUACUUUGAAAAAUCAGGAUCAUUGAACAAGGAGUGAAA